UUUUUUUUUUCAUAUAAAUAAUAUUUUAGAUUCGUUCAAUUGUUGCUGAUUGUGCUCGUGUAAAUAAAGACAAUAAUAAUACAUUAUCAAAAACACUUACAAGUGAAUUAUUGAGUCAAACAUUACUUAAUACAACAACAACAGAUAAUAAUAAUCAAACAAUAACAAAUACUCAACAAAGUACUAAUAGUACAUUAGAUAUAAAUGAUUUCUUUGAUUGA
Molecule: messenger RNA, 221 nt
Organism: Rotaria sordida
Lineage: Eukaryota; Metazoa; Rotifera; Eurotatoria; Philodinida; Philodinidae
Source: the annotation of a GenBank genome assembly